CCUCAUCACAAAAUAAAGAAAUAAAUAAAUAAAAUUGUAAUUUUAUAUAUAUUUUUUCUUUUGAGAGGAUUUUCCCCAUUUCUAUAUUAAGGAACUGCGAAAUGCCUAUCAAUUAUUGACGUUUUUCUACUGAUCGGCAUCCAUUAAAUUUUUGACUUGAACCCCAACUUCUUUUCUUUGGAUUUUGGAAUCGUACUUUGUUUUUAUGAAUUUCUCGUUCGUUUUGAUGAACAUUUGAGCAGCGAUUUUGGUUCCAAUCGAUUAAUGGCUCUUCUCGGCUCCGCAAUUACCAACGAGGUUGGAUUGCAGCUACUCCUGUAUCCUCUUGGUUCCAAUGUUGUUGUUCGUACGGCAUGCUGCUCCGUAGGGAUCGUCUUACCUGUGUAUUCCACCUUCAAGGCAAUUGAGAAGAAAGAUCAAAAUGAGCAACAGAAGUGGCUUCUGUAUUGGGCAGCCUAUGGAUCUUUUAGCCUUGUUGAAGCAUUCUCGGACAAACUUCUUUCAUGGUUUCCAGUGUACUAUCAUCUGAAGUUUGCGUUUCUUGUUUGGCUCCAGCUACCGGCAACUGAUGGGGCGAAAAAACUAUACACGAGCCACCUGCGUCCUUUCCUCCUGAAGCAUCAAGCAAGAGUGGAUAGGAUUUUAGGGUCCGUUUCUGAUGAAAUGGUUAAAACCAUUAGCAGACAUCAAGCAGAGAUUCAGUAUUUUAGAACAAUUGUUAUGAAAAUAUUGGGAUCAGACGAACGAUCAUCAAGGCUUGGAUCAGCCAGACCAAAUGGAGCUGGAAGAAGCCUACAAAUUGAGGAUCAAAACUCAGAUACAGAGUCCGACAUAGAUGAUUGACUUGCUAUUGCCCACAAUUUCUAUUCGCUUAUGUAAUUAAUAACAAUAUCAACCCUAUUUCCUUGGAUAGGUAGCUGCUUGUAAAAAUUGUCCAUCAAACAGUUUCUCGUCCUUUCAAAUCGAAACAGAAAACUAAUGGAAACAUAUGAACUUUUUAUCUCUCGGUAGAUAAAUAAGUUCGGCAAUUGAAAUGAAAAGCUUACAAGUAUUUGUAAUCAA
Cucumis melo (muskmelon) is the source of this 1062-nucleotide messenger RNA. Its product is annotated as HVA22-like protein k. The record is from RefSeq and is a predicted model, not a curated record. Lineage: Eukaryota; Viridiplantae; Streptophyta; Magnoliopsida; Cucurbitales; Cucurbitaceae. Bases 265 to 843 code for a protein of 192 amino acids. The transcript is spliced from 8 exons.